UAUUAGCCUGCAAAUUUGUGCUCCAACUUGGUUGGAGUCCAUCCUGAAGCUCGUUCAACUGGAGGCCGCUCGCAUCCGCAUCCCCUCCGUCCGGGAACGGAGCACGCUUCUCUCUCCUCCCGGCGCAAGGCAACAAGAGAUCAUACAGAGCAAGGUACACUAAGAAUGUCGAGCACUUUGCAAGAGAAGGAGAUCAAGGAUGACAACAAGAAGGUCGAGGAAGCGGUGGAAGAAGGCGAAAGUGCGGACGCGGACACGAGGCUAGAAGCAUUAGGCUACGCGCCCGAGAUGCGUCGCAAUCUUUCCACCAUAGCGGUGCUAGGCAUGGGGGCCAGCAUCAUCGCAGCGCCAUUCGGUCUCACCACAUCCGCGAGCUUUGCGCUCGUGAAUGGAGGAGCUGCUAGCUAUGUGUGGGGUUGGAUUUUCUUAUCAAUUGUUUCCCUUGCUAUCGCUGCUUCUCUCGGAGAGAUUUGUAGCCUUUAUCCUACGUCUGGAGGAGUCUACGUCUGGACCGCUCAUUUGGCGCCCAGCAAGCAGUCGGCCAUCAUCGCUUCCUACAUCGUUGGCUGGCUCAGCUGCAUCGCUAACAUUCUUCUUUGCUUGUCCAUCGCUUUCGGAGAAGCGCAGCUCAUCAUGGCUGCGAUUUCGCUGUUUAGGGAUCAGAAUUGGACUCCUGAAGCUUGGCAGACGAUUCUCUGCUUUUGGGCAGUACUACUCGUCGCUGCGGCAGUGAACGCUUUCGGAGUCAAGAGCAAGUCGCUUGAGCCCAUCAACGUUGCUAGCAUCUGGUGGACUGCUGGCGCCUCACUCAUUAUCCUCGUCACAACCUUGGCGAUGUCGGAUGUAAAAAGGAGCGCGUCGGAUGUGUUUGUACAGUGGAACAACACCUCUGGUUGGCCGGACGGAUGGUCCUGGUUUGUGGGGCUGCUCACACCCGCAUACGUGCUGACAGGUUAUGGAACCAUAUCAAAUUUGUGUGAAGAAGUGCGACAGCCCGAGCGAGCUGUGCCACGAGCGAUGCUUGGAUCCGUGGUCGUCGCGUCUCUGAAUGGCUUGGCGUUCAUUCUGCCUUUGACGUUUGUGUUCCCUUCGCCCUCUGAACUCGAGGCGGCUUUGGAGGCGGCCUCAGGACUGGUCCCUUACGUCUUUGCCCAAGCUACUGGCACUGCAGGUGGUGCAUUUGGCCUCUUGUUCCUCGUCCUUGGCAUCGGCUUGUUCGCGAGCAUCUCAUCCUUCACAGUUGCUUUCAGAUGCAUUUGGGCUUUUUCUCGAGAUGGAGGACUGCCGGGAAGCCGUUGGCUGAGAAGGGUAGACCCGCGGCUCAUCGUCCCACUCAAUAGUUUGAUUGUCUCUACGGUCAUCAUUGGGCUUCUGGGCUUGAUUUAUCUCGGCGCCACGUCUGCAUUCAAUGCGUUUACGGGCUCCUGUACUAUUCUUCUCGGCGUAUCGUACGUUGUGCCCAUCGCUAUGUUGCUCAGCAGAAGACGAGCACCAGUCCGAUUUGCUUCGUGGGGACUUGGAAGAUUGGGUUGGAUCGCCAAUGUCGUGGCUCUUGCAUGGGUCUUGUUUAGCAUUAUUCUGUUCUGCUUUCCAACCACAGCAUCGAUCACCCCGGCCUCGAUGAAUUACGCAUCGGUGGUCGUGUCCUUCUUUGCUGCAUUUGCGGCUGUCUUCUACUUCACAAUUGCCCGCACACGCUACCAGGGCCCAUUAGGAGCUGGUCAGCACGGAGACCGAGCAUAGACAAGAAGAGUUCUCAACAAUUGCACGCAUGCCCCCUCGCCGACGCCACGUGUGUCGCUGCUUCAAACCUUGUCACGCCUUCCGAGGUGAUUGCUGCUUCUUGGCGAUGUGUCCGAUCUGGUUUUGUUUGUCGUCCACUGUUGUGGCUAUGCGGGCGCGC
Messenger RNA from Ceraceosorus guamensis, 1903 nucleotides. RefSeq names its product amino acid transporter. The coding region runs from base 166 to 1743 and encodes 525 amino acids. The record is from RefSeq and is a predicted model, not a curated record. Gene Ontology annotation, cellular component: membrane. Gene Ontology annotation, biological process: transmembrane transport; amino acid transport. Lineage: Eukaryota; Fungi; Basidiomycota; Exobasidiomycetes; Ceraceosorales; Ceraceosoraceae. The transcript has 9 exons. Gene Ontology annotation, molecular function: transmembrane transporter activity.